Messenger RNA from Chelonus insularis, 3426 nucleotides. Its product is annotated as fibrinogen alpha chain. Lineage: Eukaryota; Metazoa; Arthropoda; Insecta; Hymenoptera; Braconidae. The transcript is spliced from 11 exons. The coding region runs from base 464 to 2689 and encodes 741 amino acids. The record is from RefSeq and is a predicted model, not a curated record.
CUGGGUACUUUGAUGUCUGGGGUGGUGGUAGCUUGAACACCGUAUAGCGAGAAGGCCCCUUGCCAGCACCUACUUCACCUUCUUACUUGCUUGGAGGGCCUUACGACAGCCACCACCGCAGUCAAAACACCCAGAAAGAGACUUACAGUCAGACACUUCACCAACAACUGAGUUUCGGUUCAGACGCUUAGUUCCUAUUGUUUUUUUUUUUCUCGUUGAGUAUUUUUUCUAUUGAAAGUAAAGCUGUGGUAUCGAUUAACGUGAAAUAAAGUUUUUUAUCAAAUAAAAAAAAUUUUUUUUUCUCAUUAUCAUUAAAUUACUUAUUUUGUAAAUAAUUUAAUUGACAAUUCAGUUAUUAAAGUUGUUUUGAAAAAAGACGAAGAUCGAGUGCUGAGUGUAUUUAAAGUGCACAUUUGGAUUACGUAAACAAAUUAUAAGAAGUGCAUAAAAAAAUUUUUUCAAAAUGAGAGCAGCGGUGUUGGCCGCUUGCUUCAUUGGCAUUGCCUUGGCUGGUAGUCCAAGAUUACCAAGAACUUCAGCAGAUCAACGAAGUAUCAGAAAUGCACAUGUUAACAACAAUAUCACGAAUAGUCUUUCGGCUCCCACAAGAGGAACAUUACGAAGCCGGGAACAAUAUCUCUUCAAUGUUUUCGAGGUGAUAGUAUCAACCCUUGAAUCAAAGCUACAGCGAAUCGAGAAUUUAGACAAGGCUGUAGAGCAUUUAAUGAGACGAGUUGAAGCACUAGAUUCUCGGGUUAACGACAACAUUGACAAGACAGAUGCAGUAAUUACUAAACUAAGGACCUUAGAUCUCAAACUCUUUCACACACAGCCUAUAUUUCCGCCGGAAACGUUAAGACAAAGUGAACAAACUUCUGAUCCUCCUGAUGGACAUGAAGAAGAAUCUGUUCCAGUUAUCCGAUUAAUUCAUCAUGACAGUAUAACUCCUGAAAAUCUUGGUGAGAAAUUACUGUCAUUAGACCAAAAGGUUUCUGAUAUUGAUGACAAACUAGUGAACUUAAAAAAUCAAUUGGAUAAUAAUUUCUUACCAAGUGAUGACAUAAAUGCUGAAGCAAGUGAGAAGAAACCAAUUAGUAUGAAUGUCAUAGAAAUUACGAAAGCUAUGAGCAAUGAAGUGAUGAAUCACAUAACAAUUGAAAUUGAAAAUCUAAGACAAGCAACUGGUACCAUGGAUAAGAAACUUCAGUUUCAUAUGAAUUUAGUGUCUGAAACACUUGGGUCAGUUUAUACUAUGACGAAAGAUAUACAUGAGGCGAUCGUUGAUAAGACACAUAUUCAUUCUGAAGCAAACCAAACAACAACUACUCCAGUUUCACAUGUAGUCAAACGAAGUAAGAUUGAUCGUUUGGUUGAAAAAAUAUAUCCAGUAACUAGUGUUUCAGAAAAGAUGGAUCAAAUUUGGAACAUUGUUGUUGGUACAAAAAGUAGUGUAGAUCAUCUACUUCCUAAAUCUGACGAGUUGUUGAUCCAAACCCAUCGUCAAGAGAGAGAAAUCAACGCAAUUCAUUCAGACCUUCAAACAAAAACAAACCAGAUAAUUGAGAAUCUCGAGGGCGUAGAAAGUAGAUUAAAGAAACAUGAGAAUGACGUAGCAAAUCUUGUUCAACGACCAAUUCCAGCUGAACUUCUUUUAGAUCCGACAAUUGAUCGUCUUGUUGAAUAUGAUCCCAACAGAUAUAUUGCCUUGAAUGAAGAAUACACAACAGAAACUUCAACUUCAUCUACAACUACACCUGUUCCAAGUUCACCAUCUCUCCAGAGCUCAUCAGGAAUAAAUCCAUCAUCAACAACGCCCAUGAAUUCUAUUUCAGUUUCAAUGUCUUCUUCCACAUCAACCUCUACCUCAUCAGGUGGAUCAACAUCACCACCAUUAAGAUCAACUGCCAGGAAUCGAGGAGUUAUUUUCCCAAGUGUUAAAAACAAACCAAGUCCAGCUAAUUCGACCUUCACAACAGACAAUGUUCUUGUCAAUUACAAGGACAUUAAGGGAUACUCGUGUGUCGAUUUAUUCAAUGCUGGAAUGCGUGAAAGUGGAGUAUAUUAUCUGCAAAUCCGUGGAACAACAUAUUGGUUUUUGAAAGUCUACUGUGAGCAGGAAAUAGCAGAGGGUGGUUGGACCGUCAUUCAAAGACGUGAUGACUUUGGAGACCCACGAGAAAACUUUAAUCGUGAUUGGGCGGAUUAUAAGAAUGGCUUUGGAGAUCCUGCACGUGAAUUCUGGCUUGGCAAUGAAAAUAUUUAUAUGCUCACGAAUAAUGAAGAUUAUUCUCUCAGAGUAGAAUUGGAAGAUUUUGAAGGGAAUAAGAGAUAUGCUCAAUACUCACACUUUAAAAUUUACUCUGAAGGAGAGUAUUAUAAAUUGGAAAUUGAUGGGUAUGAAGGCAAUGCUGGUGACUCUUUGAAUGAUCCAUGGUAUGGUUCUAACAAUAGUCCAUUCUCUACUUAUAAUCGGGAUAAUGAUAGAUCGUCAUUGAAUUGUGCAUCCAUGCUGAAAGGAGGAUGGUGGUGGAAGUCUUGUGGACGAGGAUUAAAUGGGCUUUACUUGAAUGAUCCUCAGGAUCUUACGGCUAGACAAGGAAUUGUUUGGUUCCGUUGGAGAGGGUGGGAUUAUACGUUGAAGAAGGCGAUAAUGAUGAUAAAACCCAAAGGACCAAUAUCAAUGUCUUGAAAGCGGGUUAUCUAAAUUUAAUUAUUUUAUUUGAAGAUCUAGAAACUUGGCGAUAUAUUUAAAAAACCAACAACAACUUUUGUUAUGAUUUAUAAUUCGUUUCAAUGAUGAUUUCGCCAUCUAAUUAUUUGCACGUAUGAAUAUAAAGAUACACACAGUAUUUUCAUGUCGUAAUUACACGACUAACUCUUUAGUUUAAUCCAUCUUUACAUAUUUAAUAUUAGACAAGCAAAAUAAAAAAAAAAAGAUUUAUAUGUGAAUAACGAAGAGUUUUAUUGGAAUAAAGUAUAUGUUUUUCAGUUAUAAAGAUGCUAAAAUGAAAAAAAUUGGAAAAUAAUUUAACGAAAAAUAGUACUUGAAACAAAGUUAAUCAGGAAUGAUUGAUAAAUAAAAAAAAAACUUUUAACUUUUAAUUACAUGUUAUAAUUCUAUGCAACUUGCUUAGUAAUUAUCUCAAUAACAAACUGCGUGAGGCUACCGGGACAAUGUUGCAAUGUCCGUUCAAUUUCAAACUUUAACGAGUGUUAAACACAUGAGGAAAAUAAACCACCGAACAAUAUUAAUUAAUAUUGAAAAAAAAAUUUUUUUAGAAUGCAUAAUGUAUGUAUGCUUUGAAAUAAUCAUACUUUGAAUUUACAGCAGAAUAGAAAUGAAUAUUAUUAGUAAAUAUAUUAUCUGAUAAUAAAUUUUAUAAAUAGCAUUUGGAUAUUUUAAAGAUUAUUAAUGCGUGCGCUAUA